GUAAGACAAGGGUCUGGCUGUGUGAUGUUGGUGUGUGUGUUAAUUCCAGGGGAUCACAGCCUGGGGUGUGUUUCAGGCGCUCACACCCAUGUCCCUUCCCAGCGCCCCGGGGCGGGCAGGUGCCCCAUAAGAUGCCGUGUUCUGGCCUCGGUGCUGGCACUGAAGCAGCUGCCCCUGCCCCCGUUCAUUGGGCCGGGCCCUGCACACCUCAGGUGCCCCCCCCCGCUGGUCACAACAAAUGGUCCAAGGAGAAGCACAUCAAGGGCCUGCGGGACGCCGAGCGCAGCCGGCUCUUCCAGAAGCUCGCCAUGCUGCUGCGCUUUGCCCGCAAAGCAGGGGGACCCAACCCUGAUUUCAACACCAACCUGGCCAACCUCACUGAGCAGUGCCGGAGCAUGGUCUUGACCAAAGCAUCCACUGAGGUGGCCAUCAAGGGAAGGGCUGGGUGUUGGAGUGCGUCGGACCCAGGACCUACUGCCCCCAGACCUGGUGAUGGCCCGAAGGGAGGAACGCUGGAUCGUGCUGUAGCUGGACUUGGAGCCAACGGCAGGGGUACGGCCAGGAACCCUGGAUGCGACAGGCUCUGUCCCAGUCUCUCACACAGAUAUAUCCCUCAGCCAGCCCAGCUCAGGGAGCAGUGGGAACAGGUCAUCUCAUCCUGUCAAACCAAGCAACAUGGGUCCCAUUGAGGCUCAGAUGGAAGAUCCCAUGCACCUCCUGGAGAGGAUGUGUCCAGGAUCCUGGAGACUGUUUCCUGCUGCUGGAGGUUUGAGCAGGGAGAGAUCACUCACUGUCACGACCCAGGGGCCUUCAACCCGGGUCUGCAGGGUUCAUGGGAGCAGCCACACUCCAACCCUCCACCCAGAAGCCUGCUGAAAAUUGCUUACCUAGGACCCAUGAAGUUCAGCCCCAGUUUGAGGCUCCACUCCUGAGGUCAUAUUGGGGAGUCCCAGAAAAGCUAAUUGGCCCCCUGGCCCUGCUUAAGACAGCAGCGGGAACAGGAAGCUGACUGAACACCAGGGCUGCUCCCUGUUCUGGACCGUGUGGUGCCUGUUUCUGCUGCCGCUCCCCUGGCUUGGUUUCCUGGCAUCUGAUUUGUGGUUGUGAUCGCAAGUUUGUCUUUUGCUGCUGAUCUUCCAGUACCCUGACCCAGCUGACUCUUGACUCCUGUCAUGGGAGUUUGGACCCUGGCUCUGACCAGUAGACCUGGCUGCCCUUGACCCAGCUGUGACCUUGACCUUUGUACAAUUUCUCCAAUGCCCUUUUCUGCUCUCCAGCAAGAUACACCAGUCCCUUGGCUCCCAAAGUCCUAGUUGCCCGCUAUUCAAGGGCUGAGGAGUAGUGCUUGUAUUACCCCCACCCCCACCUCAGCUACUUUUCCGAUGGGAAUCUCCCUAGAGCAGAGGAGAAAUCUGCCCUUCUCCUAGGAUCAGUCCCAGCAGUAAUUCCACCCACCCUGGCCUCAGCUCAGCUACUUUGUUCACCUGGGGUCAGGGACCACUUUUGAAGCCCUUAGCGUGUGGGUGGAGGUGGGAGCAGAGGUUGAAGCUCGAGCAGUUUCCACCAAAGAGCACCACCCUCUCUUUCUAUGGUCUGGCUUGGGCUCACCAUCCAUCUUGGAGCUGAACACCAGAUGGGAGCUGAUAGAUUGUCCUUGGCGGGCAGUGUUCUGUGUGUGAUGGAGCUGUGUGCCAGAGAGGGCCAGGAGCAGAUGCACCACGCCUGGCAGGACCGGGCUAAACAGCCUGUAAUGCUAGGUGAGUCAAACCACGGCCACAAUACAGACACCCUGGGCAUCCAUGGAAUCUGGGCCCUUCACUACCAAGAGCACAACUCAUUCCAACUUGAGUCACGACAGGGGUGACCCCUGCCAGCCCCUCUGAGGUGGGUCAGUAUUAUCCCUGUUAGCUGGGGCAUAGGGAUA
This is a messenger RNA of Chelonia mydas (Green sea turtle), 1924 nucleotides long. RefSeq names its product translational activator of cytochrome c oxidase 1-like. Bases 132 to 689 code for a protein of 185 amino acids. The record is from RefSeq and is a predicted model, not a curated record. The transcript has 5 exons. NCBI's taxonomy places the organism in Eukaryota, Metazoa, Chordata, Testudines, Cheloniidae. Gene Ontology annotation, cellular component: mitochondrion.